Meloidogyne enterolobii is the source of this 435-nucleotide messenger RNA. The record is from the annotation of a GenBank genome assembly. NCBI's taxonomy places the organism in Eukaryota, Metazoa, Nematoda, Chromadorea, Rhabditida, Meloidogynidae.
UAUAACUGAAAAUAUCUUAUGUUCAGACGUCACUAUCGUCCACCUCUCCAAUUCCUCACAUUUUUCAGGUUGUACAUAAAAGGUGCCAUGAAUUUGUAAAUUUUGCUUGUCCUGGUGCAGAUAAGGGUGUUGACAGUGAUGUUUGACCCCAGACAGCAACACAGAUGGAAAGUAACUACAGUUUCUUCCCCAACAUUUUGUGACCAUUGUGGAUCCCUUCUAUAUGGACUAAUCCAUCAAGGAAUGAAAUGCCAACAUUGUGAUCAAUAUGGUAGGGGAUAUUUAGAUGCUUAAAUUGAGUUCCGUCCCGAGUAUUUGGGUCGAAAAGGAAGGGGUUUUCGAUAAAAUUUAAUGUUUCAGUCUUGAUUAGGAUACCUAAUUCCAAACAUAAAUAAAGUAUUGAAGAUUUGCAGUGAUUGUGUAUAAGGGAUAGUU